Lotus japonicus is the source of this 1077-nucleotide messenger RNA. RefSeq lists its product as uncharacterized. Bases 75 to 845 code for a protein of 256 amino acids. NCBI's taxonomy places the organism in Eukaryota, Viridiplantae, Streptophyta, Magnoliopsida, Fabales, Fabaceae. The transcript has 2 exons. The record is from RefSeq and is a predicted model, not a curated record.
GUAGGUUACAUAAACUGCACCAAUCACCUCACUAGUUUCAUGUGUGAGUCCUGGCGUAAAUAUAGCAUUAUUAAAUGAGAGAGACCAAAAGAUGUGAACCGCAUUUACUACUCUUUACCAACUCUCUUUCUUUCUUUCUCUCACUCACACCCUUCAGCCCCCAAAUUCAUACACCAAACAAAGACUCUUUCUUUCCCUUCUCACUUUCUCACUGCACUUUUCUUCUGCUCCAUUGUUUCCACCACCCCAUUUUCCUCCACCCUGCAACCACCACCAACAACCAUCACCACAACACAAUGUCCAACAAAUCCCCUGUUUUUCCCAUGCCAGACCCCCAACACUUCAGUGACUAUGGCUUUGACCCUCAAAUCAACUAUUUUCAGGUUUUGGAAGAAGCAAUGAAGCACAAGCAUGAAACAGCAAGAUCCAUUGACUCCAUCCACUUCAAGCUUCAGAAGCCCAUUUCAAACGACGAUUCAAACAGAACCAAGCUUCACAACUCCAACAAGAAGAAGCGCUGGUGGAGAACAGCCCUCCUCUUCUUCAAAUGGCGCCGGACCACCCACCACCACCACCACCAUGACAGCGACGUUCACCAAGCCCGUGCCCGCGCCUUCAGGGCCACCGUGUCAGGACCCGUUUACUUGACUGAAAGCAGAAGCGGGUCCACCACCCCCUGCCGGACCACUAGCCGGCCGUCCUCCGGCCCGCUCGCCGGAACUUUAAUGCCGCCGGUGAAGGGUGCGGUGGACAUGCCGUAUUUGAGCCUCAGGGAGCUCACAUUUGAGCAGCAGCAGCAGCAGAAGGUGUCUCCCUCAGCCAUGCCCAUAUACUUGGUCACUUGAACAAAAUUAUCAAACACAUUAUGUGCAUAAAUGGGUAGGUUUGAUUUUGUGGGUGGAUUUGGUGUUUGUUUUGGUUGUCUUAUUUUUUAUUUUAUAUUAACCUAACCAAAGGUGUGUGUUUGUGUGAUUUGAUCCAUUGAGGAAAGGCUGAAUCCUCUUUUUGGUGUUUGUUGCCCACUUUUAUGAAAGUUAUAUAUAAUAAUGAAACCUAACUCUCGUGCUUUUGACCAAA